UCAAAAUAAAAAAAAGUAUGAAUAAGACAAUCUAGCCGCUCACACCUUUUCCCUAUUAUUCAUUUGAUUUAUUCCCAGUUAGAUAUGCUCAAAUUGCUCUCUUGUCUUGAUUAGAAUAUCCACAAACACGCUUUCAUAAACACACCAAGUAACUUGUGCUCAAAAAGUUCUCAAGAGUGAAGAUUUCUCUUUUAUUAACGAAAUUGUAUAAUUAUAAACAACAGUAAAAAAUAAUUAAUCAAGAUCUAUGCACACACCCACGUAUCUGUAUAUAAUAAUAAGUUCAUAUUCUCCUGUCCAAAGAUAUAUCACGAGUGAUAUCGAUCAUGAAGGUUAUGGCUAGUUCCAAACAAAACCUCAUCACUCUAUUCUUCUUUUACUUCUUCUUCUUUGCUAGCUCAUUAAACAUUAAUCCAGAAAACAGUAGUCCUACUAGUACUACUACAGCUGAAACCAUAUGCAACUCUACUCCAUAUCCAUCUGAAUGCAUAUCCAAUCUACUCCCACCUCAAAAACUCGGCACCGUACGAGAUUUUUGCAUUCACUUUAUCCAUAAAUCCUUAACAACCACACAACAAUUUCUUUCACUUCUAAACUCAUACCUAAACCGACACCGUCAUCGUCAUGGUGCUGAUGAUUUUCUCACAAUACCACUACUGUCGGAACCAAUCAUUGGAGCACUCCAAGAUUGUCACCUUCUCGCAGAGCUAAGCCUCGAAACAUUAUCAAAAACAUACCAAACUCUCAACUCCACAAACAAUAAUUUAAUAAACAGCUUUGAAUUAGCCGAAGAGUUUCAUACUUUUCUCAGCGCAGUUUUGACCAACACACAAACUUGCCUGGAAGGCCUCGAAGAGGUUGUGGGGGACUCUCCAUCUAAUCCCCUUACUAAAGUCAUCUCGGUCGCUCUCUCUGGUGGGACCAAGCUUUAUAGUAUAUCUCUAGCUCUUUUCAAGCACGGUUGGGUUGAUGAUGUUAGCUAUAAUAAUAAUCAACCAUCGACGUCGGCCAUAGUAGGGGGCCGCCGUGGAAAGAGGCUGCUUCAGGUGGGUUUGGGAGGUGUUUUAGUGGGUGAGAGUGUGGUGGUUAAUCGAAAUGGAACUGGAAAUUUUAGUACUAUUAAUGCGGCAGUGGCCGCAGCGCCUAAUAGGUCAGCUAAUAGUAACAUUACAUCUUACUUUGUAAUUUACGUGGCUGGUGGAGUUUACGAGGAGUAUGUUUCUAUACCAAGUAACAAAAUGAAUUUGAUGUUGAUUGGAGAUGGUAUUAACCAGACUCUGAUUACUGGGAACAGAAGCGUCGUUGAUGGUUGGACCACAUAUAAUUCGGCAACAUUUGCCGUAGUUAGCCAAGGGUUUGUGGCCAUAAACAUAACGUUCAGAAACACGGCGGGAGCCAUCAAGCACCAGGCGGUGGCCGUGAGAAACGGCGCUGACUUGUCGGCCUUUUACAGCUGCAGCUUCGAAGGGUAUCAAGACACCUUAUACGCCCAUUCCCUCAGGCAAUUCUACCGAGACUGCGACAUUUACGGCACUAUUGACUUCAUAUUCGGUAACGCCGCCGUUGUGUUGCAGAACUGCAACAUCUAUCCGAGGAAGCCACUGCCCAGACAAUUCAAUGCCAUUACAGCCCAAGGCCGGAGCGACCCCAAUCAGAACACCGGAACUUCGAUUCAGAAUUGCAAUAUAAGGGCUGCUCAAGACUUGGUCACGGCUAAUAAUAGUACUAGAACGUUCUUAGGAAGGCCGUGGGGGGAGUUUUCAAGAACAGUGUUUAUGCAAUCUUACAUGGAUAGCGUAAUUGACCCAGUUGGUUGGAGAGAGUGGUCAGGAAAUUUCUCUCUGGCGACUCUGUAUUAUGCAGAGUUUAAUAAUUCAGGGCCCGGAUCUAAUACCAGUAGCAGGGUUAAAUGGCCGGGUUACCGUGUCAUAAGUACUUCUUUAGAAGUUGUUAACUUUACUUUGUCAAGUUUUAUUAUGGGAGAUUCUUGGUUGCCGACAACUGGGGUGCCUUACACCAAUGGAUUACUUUGACUUUUAGUAAUUGAGUUUGUACUACUUCUACUUCACUGUCUUUUUUUCUUUUGGUUCUUUAAGUUAUAAAAUGGUAUAUAUAUUUUCUCAA
Molecule: messenger RNA, 2124 nt
Organism: Cannabis sativa
Lineage: Eukaryota; Viridiplantae; Streptophyta; Magnoliopsida; Rosales; Cannabaceae
Product: probable pectinesterase/pectinesterase inhibitor 41
Exons: 2
Coding region: 327-2033 (568 amino acids)
Biological process (GO): cell wall modification
Molecular function (GO): pectinesterase activity; pectinesterase inhibitor activity
Source: RefSeq, a predicted model, not a curated record